GGGUGGCCUUAGUAAUCUGCUUUUUCUGUGUUCGUUGCCUGAUACUAAAAGCUGUGUUGAGGAUGAACCACACUGUAUUCUCCUUCGAUUGUAUGGAGCAAUUCUUCAGUUUUUGUCAUGUCCACUUAAAACUAGGAAUAUAACAUUGGCAGCAAAACAGCGUCAGUGCACCCAAACAUUAAAAUCUGGAUGGUAUCAAACUUAAUGUGCCAAAGCUGACAUGACGUGGCAUGUAUGCUUGCAGUUCUAAUUUUAUAAGAGCACAUUUAUAUUUUUCAAUUUACCAGGGAUUUGCUGUAAGAUACUGUGGUUACCAAAAGGUGUGUUCUCAUAUUUUCUUUCAGUGAAUAUCUCAUUUUAGUUGCUGGGAUUAGAGAGUUGUAAAUGAGAAAAUGGAUGAUUGUUCAAUAGAACACAUAAAUGUAAAUAUCUAUGACAAAGCACUUGCUUUGUGAUCUAGUUUCAUAAAUGAAUGAGACAUGGGAAUGAAGUGGUUGGCUGCCCUUCCACUCAUUACAUUGGUAUGGUUGGAUAUGGAAAGAAAUGUUAAGAAAUUGAUGACCUUUUGAGUAAAAGUACCCACAGAAAAAAAUUAAAAACUAAAUGUGGAAAAUCACAAUUGACACAUGAAGUUGAGCAUGUUCAGAAUCAUGUUACAGCUAGUAUAGAAACUUUAAAUUAGGCUGCGUUACACCAGCAAUUUGUGCCUUUUAUUUGAUUUGGAAGGUUUGAGUUAAAUAUUUAAUUGCCUGUUCCAUAUCAGCAUGAAUUCCUUUGAAAUGCAAAUAGUGGCAAAAUCUAUUAGUUAUGAUCUUCCCUGUUGCCCUUAAUAAUACAUUUAAAAUUAGUUUUAAAUUAAACUUAUUAUUUGGUUUACUGUCAAACAUGAAAAUAACCAUAAGAUGCCCAUAGCUGCUUUUUAUUUUACGAUAUGAUUUUACUAAUCAGCAGAUUUUUAGAUCUUCAGCCUGUAGAAAAUAAACUUUUCAACUAUUUUCCUCACCCACCUCCAUUGGGACUUGUUUAUGUGUUCACAUGGUAAAUUUGAAGGCUACCUCCCUGAGGGAUGAUGGUUGCAUUUUCUUUGUAGAGUCUAAUUUGGAUCCUUGCCAUUACCAACAUGUUUUCCCAAAAUAUUUCUGAAUGGGCAGAUUCAUUUUCAUCUCUUUCAAUCCACAACCCUUCUAAAUUGACUUAUUGCCACCAUACACUACCAUUGGGUUAUUCUGGGUCACUGUUUAAUUCAAUAUUCAAACACCAUUUGAGGUUCAAUCAGCUGAUUCAACAGAGUAUGGGUUUUAACCUUCCUUCACUGUCUUAUUACACCUGACUUAGCAAGCAUCCACAGUUUACAGUGGAAAGUGCUUGAUGUAUUGAUGGAAUAUCAAGCAAUACUGUAAAGGUAUAAAAGGGAGUAGUUUAUACUUUCUAGAAGAUAAAGUAUAUUUGAGGAAUGUGCUGGACAUUAUCAUGCAGAAUUUUAGUUGUGGCCAUUUAUAAAAUUUGAUUUUCUAAUAACUGAAUUUGAUUUGUUUGUGUACAUUAUUCUAAAAACUUGCACAGUGGCUGCAAAAUCACAACCUCCAAUAAUAGUUUUAAAAGCACAUUGAAAAACAAUCACAUAAAAUUGUAAUAAUGCAAUCAUAUCAUGUUUUCAGCUAAUAGCCAAAAAUAUCCAGUAAUUUUGUUAAACAUGUUGAAGCAGCCAAUCGAUACCUACAGAUAGUACAGGUUGAAAUUGACGAGUACGAUUUUGAGUUUGAAACAUAAUCAUCAGUUUUAAUGUGUAACGCAUCUAGUAUUUCUUGUUAAGCCUUCCGAUAGAUUAAUAUUAAGUAUAUUCUCUAGUUGUUUCACACUCAGAGAUGUUCCGUACUAUAAUGUAGCUUCUCAUUGUUUGUCUUCAGGUUUACCUGUUUAAUUUAUUAUUGCCGGCUGAAAACAAUUAGAAAUCGACAACUUGUUUAGAAAUAUUUGAUUUUAAAUAAGUAUAGUGUAUUAUGGAAAUGAGAAGCACAUGCUGCUUCCUCAUGAGUAGCUUUGAAAGUAAAUAGUCACAGGAGCUGCUAAGAGAAGUAAAACGUAUAUAUUAUCCUAAUUUAUAAUGCUUGAUUUAUCAGAGAUUGUGCCAAUGUGUUCCUAACAUCUAUUCUACUAUAUUCCCAUAAAUUCAAUACAAGUUGUUUGCUUCCAGUGGCUUUGGACAAGUGUUUAAACUAGAGAACUUGCAGACGAACACUGAGAAGCUUUCUAAAUAUUUAAUGUUAGGAAACUUCAAUUAUGAAAAUAUACAUCCAUGUGAUGGCUUUGAAAGCACAAAUAAAUAUUUUACUCCUUUAAUUGCUAACAUCUGGAAUAGGAUAGCGAUAGGAGUACUACAGUCUUUGUUCAGGAUGAAAAAGUUAUGUUUUUGUUGAGCACUUGCAGAGGAUUACUGAUUGGGGAAGCGGUGUGAUGAGACUUGAUCCACAGUCCUGAAGGGUGAGUGAGUUAUGUUGCACUGAGGUCCUGUGUUGCUUUUUAUUCCAGAGAUCUCAACUCAGGUAGUAAAUUUUAUAUUAACCCUGUAAUUAUUUAUAUUAUGCAAUGACAAUGAGGAUAGCCAUUUGUUUUGUUUCACACUAUCUAAUGAACAAAGGUUGAGAUAAAGCUUAAAAUCACAGAAUCCAUGUCAAAUCUAUGCAGGAUUAACUGCUUUCAAGUGAAGCACACCUAUUGACCACAUCACUUAAAUUAAGACGGGGAAACUUUACCUUGUACUUCAUCAUUGCCCUGUCUUCCCUCCUGGAAUAAUAUGAAUAUGACAUUAGGUGAUUUUUAGAUCUGAUCAAUGGUUAUACCCCCCCCCCCCCCCCCCCCCCCUCCACCAAAUGAUUUGCUGAUUACCAAGGUCACCACGUGGUCUCUGGCUAUUGGGCAAAGUAUCAGAGGGACUGAUGUUCGGAACCAUUUUAGGAGGAAAAAUUACAAUUCCUUUAUUUUUUUUUAAAUCCUGAAAUUAAGUUUAACAGUCCCACCUGGGGUUGCAAAAAAAAAAAUGAAGCACAUUUGUAUUUAAGAGAUUCCAAUGCAAGGUUAACAAAUGCAGAAAAAAAGUUAAAUUUCUGGAAUUAAUGCGAGACAUGCAGCCAAAAAUACUGAAAUAUGAAAUAUAGGUGUAACAAUGAAGGUAUUGUCACACAAAUGUUGCUUUCUGAAGGCAGGAAUUCAAAAACAUUUGCCAGUUUAAUCUCAAUUUUUUUAAUUAAUAGAAAUAUUGCUGAAAUGCAUCAAUUUGACAUCCCUCUAUUUUGCUGCUGUAUAUUGUAUAAUGAACAUGGGAGUUGUAGAGAUUCAUGCCCCCCAAAAUACAAUAUUGGAUGUCACUGAAUAAAACUAGAAAUGUGUCUGGAAUGAGCAAGACUGACCAUUAAACUUAAUCACUGGUAUUUAGCAUCAUUGAUCUUAGCGUAGCUGAAUAGAAAGUGGGUUGAAUAAUUCAGGUAAAAUAUCACUGUCCAUAAUUAAUUUCUCCUUCCAAAAUUUAUGGAGAGCAAAUUGAAAGACUUUUGUGUAAAUUCUUAUUUCUUUAGUAUCUUGAGGCUGAUGUGCAGUGGAAAAAGGUUGGGCAAUUCUCUUUUUGCUGUUGCCUCAACUAUCAGAGCAUUGAACAUGGUGUUCCAUCAUUCAAAACAGUUACUGUGAUAGUAUGCACAGCUUCUUAUUUUCAAAUUAAACAGUGCAAGUAUUUAAACAAAGAUUAAUCAACUUGGACAAUUUUUGACAUUUUCAGAGUUCAGAACAGUAUGAUAAUGAACAAACUAAGCCUACAUACAAGAUGGAAAUUAUUUUGUAACAAUUUAAUCGUUUACAGAAAAAAAUCGCAAUAUCUUAUUACUUUUUUAUUUGCUUAUGUUGGCAAAGCAUUUUUUAAAAUAAAAUUUGUAUAACUUGAAUUUAAUUUGCUUUAAAAAAAUCUCUGAAUUCAUAUAUAAGACUGAGGCAGCCCCAUCUAAUGUGAAUAUAUGGUAAUAAUUUUUAAACAUAUCUUGUAAAUUGUUAAUACAUUCAGAAUUGUCUUUUGUGCAAAAAGCUAAAUUUUAAACCUCAAUUUAUGGUGAGGCUUUCCAGGAAUGUGUUGUGUGGAGUUGAGUAUGUUACGGGGGGUUCUAUACCACCUUGGCUGUACUUGCAUAUGUUCUUUGCUGCAGGCUUACCCAUGCGAUCGUGCCUUUGCGAUCGUGCCUUGAGCACUCUGGUUUCCAGGUGACAGACACGAUUCACGAUGACCUGUAAUAAAGGGGAGACAAAACAGAAUAACGAGGAAGGAUUUAAUGUUCGGGGAACUGAAGCCAUGGUUUUGGAAAGUGUUAUGUUUGCAAUCUUGGCAGAACGAUCCCUUGGACCAAAGUUAUAUGGAAUCUUUCCUCAGGGUCGUUUGGAACAGUUUAUUGCAAGUCGAAAAUUGGAGACUAGAGAGUUGGCUAUUCCAAGUAUUUCGACAGAAAUAGCAAAAAAGAUGGCCACAUUCCACAGAAUGACAAUGCCGUUUAACAAAGAACCUAAAUGGUUGUUCUGUACUAUGGAGAAAUAUUUGCAGCAAGUGAUGCGAAUUAACUUCACAAAGGAGUCACACAUUGGUGCAUUCCACAAGCUUCUUAGUUACAACCUGCCUCAGGAAAUUGCGAAGCUACGGUCUUUGCUUCAAGCAACUCCUUCACCAAUUGUUUUCUGCCACAACGACUGCCAGGAAGGAAACCUUCUCCUGUUGGAUAAUCCUGAGAACUCUGAUAACAAACUGAUGUUGAUUGACUUUGAAUAUAGUAGCUACAACUUUAGAGGGUUUGAUUUUGGGAAUCAUUUCUGCGAAUGGAUGUAUGACUACAACUGCGAUGAGUAUCCGUUUUUUAUUGCUGACAUCAAGAAAUACCCCACCAAAAUGCAACAGCUCCAUUUUAUUAGAGUUUACAAUGCUGAGCUGCAGAAUGCAUUUGAAGUCUUGGAUGAAAAACAGAUUGCAAAAAUGGAAGAGCAAAUGCUGGAAGAAAUAAAUAGAUAUGCACUUGCAUCUCAUUUCUUUUGGGGCUUAUGGUCUAUUAUUCAAGCUCGGAUUUCAACUAUUGAAUUUGGAUAUUUGGAGUAUGCCAUUGCGAGAUUUGAAACUUACUUUGAACAGAAAAGGCAACUGGGUGUUUGAUUACAAAGCCUAUGGAUGAACCAGUGGUAUGAAGUAAAGACAAAGGCAGAAGAGUAAUUUAACACUGUCAGGGCCAAUUAUGGAAAUCCACAACAAGGUCCAAGCAGAGAUCUGACUGUGGGGAUUUGAUUCAUGUGGGUUGAAGUUUAGAAUAUGGAUCUGUAGAGUAAAAGAAAAAUCAAAUUUAUGGAAUGCAAAAUGUUACGUUUACCUUUUUUAGAGCUGCUUUAUAAAUAGAAUUUCAAAAAGCACAGUAAUAUAAUGUUAAACCAGUACGAAAUAACUAAUCCUUCAACUGGAGUAACUUUAUUUGUUAGAUAUUCAAUGAACAAAAUAUUGGAUAGUGUACAUCAAAAUAUUCUUCCAUCUGGAAAAUCUGACAUGUAUUUUACGAAAGCUUUUUUACAUUACUCUUCUGUUUUUUAGUAAAAAUAUUUUUUGGUUAAGUGAUAUCACAAAUGAGUAACAAGUUGAUUUAUUUGCUGAAGCACUUACCUAUAAAUAUAGAUUGAAACAGUUUAAUCAUUUUAUCUCAUAAUAUUUGGGAAACUAAAGCUACUUAAGUUAAAUUUGUAUAUACAACAUAGUAUCAUUUUGCUUUGUUAAUGAUAACACACUUGUCGAAGGGAGGAAUAGAACUAGAUGCUUUCAGUAAUCUGACUGAUACCUGAGCCAUAUAGGGCAAAAGUACCUUAACCCUAUUAAUGAUUGAAUAGCAAGCAUAGUUAAACAACCAAGUGAGAUUGUUCUUUCAUCGUGUCCUUGAAUCUUCCCAGUCAUCUUCAGAUAAUCUUGCAAUAAGAUGGUCCAAGCUGCUAAUGAACCAGGAUGCCUUUGCAGUGUUCUUCGCUGGUAUUCAUAUUGUUCAGUCAUUUGAACGCUAGAAGUAGUCCUAAACAAACUUGGAUAAGUCUAGUUCUUGGGUAGUACAUCUGUACCUACAUUUAUUUUAAUCUCGAGUAUUGGGAUUAGGGGAUGUGGAGGGAGGGUAUUAUGGAAUCCCAUAUAGAAGGGUGUAGUGGAUUGAGUUUGAUCUCUGAUAUGGGACCAGUUUCUAAUAUGUUGAGUUGAUAUAGUUUUUUAAAACUAUAGUUUACGAUAUCAAAUUGUAGCAGUUUUGAUUUUUCUUUCAUUCUGACGUCAUUACAUCGUGAAGACUAUUUUUGGAGGAAUAUGUUCAAUCUUUACUGUUCCUUUAUAUUCAAUAAUAAUGUGAAUAAACAUAAUAUGAUGUUAUAUCUUCAUUUUUUUUUUUGAAUGAGUUGAAUGUUUGAAUCUUGUAUUAAUUGCAACCGAAUCACUAAAUUAAAUUGACUGUCUUUGAAGUUCAACAUUGACAAGAAUCCAUUAAGGAUGAACAGGCAGGAUUUUGUAAAAGGCAGCUGGUCUGCAGUCUUGCCAAAGUUGAAUUUCCAACCCUGAUGUUGCUUUCUAUCAUCUAUUGAGAUGAUAUCUUUUGCAGUUUCAUCAACACUCUUUAGUUUCCAAGCCCACUAGAUUGUGAAUUUCAAGUUCUGCUGUUGUCAGUUUGCUGUACCUGAGGUCAAGUAAGAGUAACUAAUAUUUAUCAGUAACUUAGUAUUCUAUUAUUGUCUGUAAUUCAAUCGAUGUGCCCACAUGAAGGCAAGUAAGCUAACACCUGAGCCAUUUUCUUUGUCUUGUACAGUAUAAUGUGCAAGUAGUUUGAUUGAGCUCUGAAAUUAAGACCAAAGGCAAGAUUGAUUGGAAUGGGUGGGAAAGUUUACAAAUUAACGUUUAUUUGAUGAGCAUGGAAGCUAUUCAUUGAAUUAUCCAGAGCAAAUUAUUAUAAAUGAAGUUAAUGCAAAUAUAAAGCUAAUCUGUACAUAUAUUUUGUACAUGUUUGAACUUUGUCACCAGAUUAGGGCUUUAAUUCUUCGUACCAAUCGAAUAUCUUACCAAGAUGCAGAUAGAAGCCAGUCCAGUAAAGCUCUAAUUCCUAUUUUUAAAGAGUUUUGUACAACCUAUGUGUUUAAAAUACGGUGUGAAAUGCUAUAGCCAACUUAAACUAUGCCAACAAAAGUUGAAAUGUAAAAUGUUAGUACUGUAUUUCAUGUAUCACUAAAUACAUUUUGGUUUGCAGUUACACUGUUAAUGACAAAAGACAACAAUGUUACCUUUGUGUCAUGCUUCAGCUUUACUGGCUCGGUCCUGCCUUUUUAGUAAGAUAGCGUAAUUGCACUGGUGGAAUUGCAGUAUAAGCAAUCAAAAUUUACCUUGUAUGUUGAGGUAUUGACUUUGUUUAUGACUGUAAAGAAAAUGUGAUGAAUGCUUUUAACUUUAUAAUGCAGUGAUGUGGUGUGAUAUGUUUAUGUUAAUGCCAAAUCAGUUGUAUUUUUGUAAAACGUCAUUGCACAGUUUAUGUAUGGCAUCAAAUCUUUUAAUAAAGCUUUCCUAACAGCAUAAGGAAAUAUGAUUGAAGAGUAUGCACUUGACUUUCUCAGUGUGGCCAAAGAUGAUAUAUCAAGAUAAUGACAAUUUCUGGAUACAAAUGGUUCCAUUUGGAGCAGUGCUUAUGAAUGAUUUGCUUUCAAAAUAAAAUUUCUUAACUGGAUGCAA
This is a messenger RNA of Leucoraja erinaceus (little skate), 7753 nucleotides long. It is a transcript of the gene chka, whose product is annotated as choline kinase alpha. Gene Ontology annotation, cellular component: cytoplasm. The record is from RefSeq and is a predicted model, not a curated record. Bases 4265 to 5176 code for a protein of 303 amino acids. Lineage: Eukaryota; Metazoa; Chordata; Chondrichthyes; Rajiformes; Rajidae. Gene Ontology annotation, molecular function: choline kinase activity; ethanolamine kinase activity. Gene Ontology annotation, biological process: phosphatidylethanolamine biosynthetic process; CDP-choline pathway. The transcript is spliced from 13 exons.